Messenger RNA from Hydatigera taeniaeformis, 3072 nucleotides. The record is from the annotation of a GenBank genome assembly. NCBI's taxonomy places the organism in Eukaryota, Metazoa, Platyhelminthes, Cestoda, Cyclophyllidea, Taeniidae.
AUGAUUCUAUUGCAGCACCUCGAAAAUUUGGGACCAAUUCGUCGAUACUACCUCAUUAUCAGUAGUUCGGAACGUGCUGGAGUCUUGAGUUUGGCGGAUCACAUAGACUGGCACAGUGAGCUUCUGCGUGUAGCGCCGGAUGGAAACGAAGCUGAAACUCGUGUCGCGGCAGAAUUCACUCAGUUAGCCUUCGAUUCCACCCAACUGGAAGUUCAAGUUGGUAGUCGGGAGGAAUUUACACGGAUUCGGCGCUCUCUGGGUCGAAAAGUGCCUCCAGAAGUUGGUCUGCCUUCUUCAAAGAUAUUUAAUGAUGACCCAAGUCAAUCGCACUCAGAAAUACUGUUAUAUGAUUGUAAACUGUCACGGGAUAAACACUACAAGGCAAUACUCCUUGCAUGCAUAUAUCCAGAUAUUCAGUAUUCUGUACCGCUUCAUAAACGCCCGAGCCUCGGUUACACCGAUGGGAAUCAGGUGAUGUCUAAAGCUGCUACUGACCCUGGUGACAAAGGCGAUGAAUACGAGGAUAGCAUCAACCCUAAUUAUUGCUCUUCUAGUCGUUGGUCGGUUACAUUCACGCCUGAAGAGAGUCUCAUAAUCACCAGGGCGAAUGGCAUUUCCGAUUUAGCUGGAAGUGGCGGUGGAGGCUCCACCAAUGGUGUAAUAAAUCGUACCGGUCCGUCUUUUUUCACCGUCAUCCUCGUUACUGUUAUAAUUGGUCUCGCAUUGGUUGCCCUCAUCUGUAUUGCUGUACAAUGCUUUUUCAGACGCAGACCCAAACAACAACGCAACUCUAUCGGUGCGAAGCUGCCGAAGACGGAUAACAGUCUAAAGGUGCCACUCAUGCCACCGUCGCAUCACAAAAGUCUCGUUCCCGGAAUCGACCCCGUGGAAAUGCAUUCUGUUGAAAUUCAAAGUGGAAAUGACUACAUCACGGAUUCCACCUCACCCGGCAAUUCUUCGCAUCCGCCUGGUGCUCAUGCAUCACCAACAUCACAAAUCUCGAAGGCGCUCGAUAAUGCACCACCAAUGCAAACACUCUCGGCGCCAGGCACGCCACUCCGACAGACGCCACAGUCCAUGUUGGGUCAACUCCUCCCUACUCAGUCACCCAUCUCUCUCAGUCACCUAGCUGUUCAUGUGGCUAACCUCAAGUCCUUCGACAAUAACGGUCUCUACAAGGAAUAUGAGGCAAUCGACUCUGGUAGUGGUUUCACAUGGCAACAUGCCAAUAUGGAGUUGAAUAAGGCCAAAAAUCGGUAUGCCAAUGUCAUUGCCUACGAUCACAGUCGAGUAAUUUUGAGCCAACUUCCUGGGGUGCCGUGCUCAGACUACAUCAACGCUAACUACCUGGAUGGUUAUCGUCGACCAAACGCCUACAUUGCCACUCAGGGUCCACUUCCUGAAACCUUUGGCGAUUUCUGGCGUAUGGUGUGGGAACAGAACUCGCGAGUGAUUGUCAUGAUGACAAAGCUGGAGGAGCGGUCGCGUCUUAAGUGUGAUCAGUACUGGCCCUCUCGUGGCACUGAGGUAUACCAAAUUUGCCUCGAAAACGAGGCGAAGUCGCCUCUCGUCGACUAUACUGCCUUUGCAGUCACUCUUCUUGAUGCUACGGACUACGCCUACUACACUAUUCGCACGUUUAGCCUUCGAAAGAUGGCUCCAACCUCGGCCGCUGGUGAGGCUGCCUCACAGAACCUUCACAGCAGCUAUACAGAUGGACUGGAAAGUCUUCAACCCCUGUCAGAAUCACGUCAAAUCAAACAAUUUCAAUUUACUGCAUGGCCUGAUUGUGGAGCUCCCGAGCAACCACAACCCCUUCUCCUCUUCAUUCGUCAAGUCAGUCAGGCGCGCAACGUUAUGGAACAACAACAAGUUCAAAGGGGACAGGACAAUGGCACUCCCGCGUCUGCUCGCCUAGGGCCUACCAUUGUCCAUUGUUCGGCUGGCGUUGGAAGAACAGGCGCCUUCAUAGCCGUGGACUCGCAAUUGGAUCGUAUCAGAGCAGAGGACACGGUGGACAUAUUCGGUGCUGUGAGUCGAAUGCGCACUCAACGCAACUUCAUGGUGCAAACAGAGCAGCAGUACGCCUUCCUCUACGAGGUCAUGGUCGAGGCGGUGCAAGUGGCAGGCAGCGAGGUGACUGCACACAACCUCUACAAUUAUGUCAUGAAGCUGCGUCAAAUGGCACCCACUUCAACACUCAGUAUGUACCUUGGAGAUCAUGCAACUAGGGGCGCUUUGAAAGGCAAUUUCCCCACAGGCAUAAGUGCUCUAGAACUGGAAUUUCAGCGAGUCUCGAUAAACCUUCAGGUGCCCUCUCAAUGCACCAGUGCCCUUUUGCCUGAGAAUCGCAAUAAGAAUAGGUUGGAUUUAGUCCUGCCAUAUGAAUACAAUCGGGUUGUGCUCUCCACUGUGCGUGGUGUAGAAGGUGCGGAUUAUAUAAACGCCAGUUUUGUUGAUGGUUAUUGGCAUGAACGAGCCUACAUUGCCACUCAGGCUCCAUUAGCCAGCACCACAAAGGACUUCUGGCGAAUGGUGUGGGAGCACAACUCGCCAAUCAUUGUAAUGCUGGGUCAAGUGAUUGAGAAUGGACGAGAACAGUGCUUUCAAUAUUGGCCCUCGGAGCGUUCACAACGUUAUGAGCAAUUUCUUGUGGAGCCUAUGGUGGAAUACAACAUGCCGAGUUUUGUUCUACGAGAAUUUCGUAUCACUGAUACACAGGAUGGUCAAUCACGAACAUUGCGACAAUUUCAAUUUUCUGAUUGGCCAGACAAUGGAACUCCUAUUUCAAGAGCAUCUGAAACUCUCAUUGAACUGAUCUCUCAGGUUCACAAAACACAAGUUCAAUUUGGUCAAGACGGUCCCAUCACUGUACAUUGCAGCGCUGGCGCUGGUCGUACGGGCAUAUUUGUUGCUCUAAGCAUUCUCCUCGAAAGAAUGCGAUGUGAGGGUAUGGUCGACCUCCUACUGACAACACGACUUCUACGAUCUCAGCGAAGUCAUAUGAUUGAGGAUGAAAGUCAAUAUGCCUUCUGUUAUACUGCCCUUCUGGAGUUUCUUGCCGCCUUUUAA